Messenger RNA from Prunus armeniaca (apricot), 1458 nucleotides. Lineage: Eukaryota; Viridiplantae; Streptophyta; Magnoliopsida; Rosales; Rosaceae. The record is from the annotation of a GenBank genome assembly.
AUGGAAGAAAUUAUAUCCUCAUGUUCUUCACCCAACUUUGGUCCAGAAAACCCAGCCAUAUUCCAACAACGUCUCCAGUUCUUAGUUCAGAGCAGGCCUGAAUGUUGGGUUUAUUCCAUUUUCUGGCGAGCCUCCAAAGACAGCAAUGGCCAAGUUUCUUUGUCAUGGGGUGCCGGAGAUUUCCAAAUCGACAGAGACUUGACAUCCAAAACAACCAACGAGGUGACCAAUAAUUACCAACCCAAAAUUGGGUUAACCAAGAAGGUGACUAGCAGAGAAGCUGAAGAAGCUCUUUUCCAUGAAGACAUGGUGGACUUGGAGAUGAGGCUGGUGGAUCAUGGAGAUGUCACUGGAUCUGAGUGGUUUUACUUUUACAGUGUUUCUUUAACCCAGUCGUUUGCUGCAGGCCAUGCAACCAAUAAUAUUCUGGGCCGAGCAUUUUGUUCUGGUGGUUUUGUUUGGCUUGCAGGUGUUCAUGAGCUUCAGUUUUAUGAGUGUGAGAGAGUGAAAGAAGCUAGAAUGCAUGGAAUUCAAACUUUGGUUUGCAUUGCAACUUCUUGUGGGGUGCUUGAGCUGGCUUCUGUGGAUGUGAUCAAAGAAGAUUGGGGCCUUGUGCACCUAUCAAUAUCACUCUUUGGAUCAGAUAACAACAGGGUCUCGCAGCAGGGCAGCCGUGACGGCGAUGUGCUUGUUCCACCCCUAGAAAAUGGGAUGUUUUUAGGAGUUCAAAAAGAGCUAACCAGACAAGAAUGUGGUAGAAAAGAAGUAGCACCUACCAAUAUAGGCGGGUUAUCACCAGAGUCACCUUCUGAUUCUGUUGGCAAUUUCACCUCUGAGAAUACAGCGAAGCCUCGUUCGAAAAAGAGAGGGAGAUCGUCAACCAAUGGAGCUAGUAGAGAAUCGGCAUUGUUAAACCAUGUUGAGGCAGAGAGGCAGAGGAGGGAGAAGCUUAAUCAUCGCUUCUAUGUCCUCCGGUCUGUUGUUCCCAAUGUCUCCAAAAUGGACAAGUCCUCUUUGCUUGCUGAUGCUGUGUCAUACAUCAAUCAGCUCAAAGCAAAGGUUGAGGAAUUGGAGGCCAAAAUCCAAGAGCAACCUCCAACUCCCAAAACGGGUAGUGUUAGCCAUCCUGAUCAUCACCUUAGCCAAAGCAGCUGCUCCAUAGUUGAUAGUCAUCAUCAUCAUCAUUCAAGUUAUAAUAAUAGAACAGUUGUGCCAGUGGAAGUGGAUGUGAAGAUCAUGGGAUCAGAAGCGAUAAUACGAGUUCAGUGUCCGGAUCAAGACUACCCGUAUGCUCGAUUGAUGAACGCACUCAAAGGGUUAGGGUUACAAGUUUAUCAUGCAAGCAUAUCAAGUGUGAAAGAGUUGAUGAUUCAAGAUGUUGUGGCAAGAGUGCCUUAUGGGUUCAAUAGUGAUCAGGAGGCCAUGAGAACCGCCAUUAUGAAAAGAUGGCACAGCUAG